Molecule: messenger RNA, 1622 nt
Organism: Cyprinodon tularosa
Lineage: Eukaryota; Metazoa; Chordata; Actinopteri; Cyprinodontiformes; Cyprinodontidae
Product: peroxisomal succinyl-coenzyme A thioesterase-like
Exons: 11
Coding region: 187-1503 (438 amino acids)
Biological process (GO): fatty acid metabolic process; acyl-CoA metabolic process
Molecular function (GO): fatty acyl-CoA hydrolase activity
Source: RefSeq, a predicted model, not a curated record
GGGAGGAGACUAGUUCUAGAGAAAAGUUCCAGCGUGGAUGUACGAGACACAUUCAUGAGCCGAGCAGGAGCAGGGUGAAGCCUCAGAGCUGGAGGAGCUGCAGGAGGUGCAGGCACUGCUGGUUUCAACUAAAGCCCCGGAGAAACACGGAGCUCACAGCCGGAGGAUCUGCAGCUGCUGCAGUUAAUGAUGGAGGAGAAGCAGUGCUGUGUCACACUAUCAGUCCAGCCAUCCAGAGGGCUUGUAGAUGAGAAGUUUAUUGUCCUGGUCCAGAACGCCCUCCCUAGUUCCCAGCUGACCAUCCGCGCCCUCCAUCAGUGUGAAGAUGGACACAGCUGGCAUUCCUUCGCCCACUAUACCUCUGAUGCCACCGGGGCUGUAAACGUUUCAGAGGACUGCAGUGUGGGGGGAACUUAUACAGGGGUGGAAGCUAUGGGUUUGUUAUGGAGCCUUAAACCAGUUCCAGGCAGCAAAGCAGGGCUCAGGAUGAGGAAGAAGAAUGUCCUGGCCCCCAUGGUGGUCACCAUCUCUGUUUACCAGGGUCACCUGAGUGAGGGCUUUGGGAAUCAGGAGCCUCUGGCCGGUGUGGAAGUGGAGCGGUGGUACAUGGCACCUGGUGUCCGACGGAUUCCAGUCACAGAGGAUGGACUCACUGCCACUCUCUUCCUACCUUCAGGACCUGGACCUUUUCCUGGUCUCCUGGACCUGUGGGGCGGUGGGGGGCAGCUGGUGGAGUACCGGGCUGCACUGCUGGCCUCUCAUGGGAUUGCCACCAUGGCUCUGGAUUACCUGACAUGUAAAUACACCAUGGAAACAGGAACCUUUGUGAAGCAGGACUACUUUGAGACAGCCUAUAAAUUCCUCCAGAAGCACCCCAAGGUCCUGAGCAGCAGAAUGGCCAUGCUGGGCCUCUCCCUGGGCACCAGCAUCACCCUGAGGAUGGCUGUCUGUUCUGAAGUUACCAAGUUCAGGUGUGCAGUGUGCAUCAGUGGCAGUCACAUUCAGCCCAUGGAUGGAUUUCUGAAGGAAACGUUGGAUUACUUCUUCAGGAACUCUGGGAAAACUCGCUUUACUAAAGAUGAUGAAGUGAUCUGGAGAGAUCUGCUGCUGCCCAUCCCCUCUGACCCCUCCCUCAAAGUGGAUGUGGGAAAACUCCAGUGUCCACUGAUGCUAAUUGUUGGAGAAGAUGAUCAGAACUGGUGCACCUAUGAGUCGGCAAUGGAUAUGAAGGCGAUGAUGGAGCGAGCAGGGAACAGCCAUCUACUGACCCUCCUGUCGUAUCCUAACGCAGGUCACCUGAUCGAGCCACCGUACACGCCGCACGUACGAGCCAGUGUGUUCAGAGAUGUUCAGUCACGCCAAAAGCUGAUGGCUCUGUGGGGGGGGCAGACCCUGGAACAUUCCCGGGCCCAGGAGGACGCCUGGAGGAAACUCUUGGUGUUUCUGAGGACCAACCUGUAUGGAGGCGUAAAGCCUGGAGCUUCAUCGCUUUCCAACCUUUAAAUAUUGGCUGUUGGUUUGGAAGCAGAGGCCAGAUCCUCAGUUCUCUGCUAAAUCAUGGGAAUCACAUUAAAAUAAACAGGAAACAAGCUUUGGACUAAUAAAUACUCUGUUGAAAUUAA